GAAGGAACAGGCACGUUAACGGCGAUUAGGAUCGAUACCCCUACUAGUAUCACAGGGUAUACUCCUUCAUACUUGCCCUCUUAUUUGCGUCUCAAUGAUGCAUUAAUUAGCGCUUAGUAUAGUUACAAUAUUAUUCCGACCAAUAUCCUUUAUAGCAACCCUCGCUACUCAUAGACAAUCCUUCCCUCUCGAGGAUACCCAAAUCACCUUAUUCCAUCAUCCACUCAAAACAAUACCAACCUAAAAAAGAAAAAGUUCCAUCCAUUACUACCACAAUGGUCUUCCGCGUAUACAUGCUUGCCGUCAAGGCGCCCGGCAUCACCCUCGAAGAAUUCAAAGACCACUGGGACAAUAAGCACCUCAACUUACUCAAGGAGGUUGCCGGCGACGCCUACCCGGACGUCCACAUCCACCACUACCCUGAAAAAGUACAGGGCCCCGCAGAAAUCAGCUACGACGGCAUCGGAUAUCUUGAAUUCAAGAACAGGGAGGGGUUCUUGAGGUUGAAGGAGAUCGCGGAGAAGCCGGAGAACCAGGCUAGGUUGGAUGCGGACGAGAGGACAUUUUUGGACAAGACGAAGAUUCACAUGUAUGUGGUGGAUGACGAGGAAGGGAAACCUACUGUAUAAUGUCUUAGGAGUAUGGUGAAUAUCAGAGAGCGAAUACCAAGAAAAUGAAGCGAUCACUCUUUUUUUGUUCGUGAGCAGCGUAAUAGUUUAGAUAUUCACAUUCUGUCAGGAGUCUCACUUGAGACUCCUUGGAACAAAGGAGUUAUGCUGUAUAUAAUGUUGGCUUCAAAGCAACUGUAGUUAGAGUUC
Daldinia caldariorum is the source of this 818-nucleotide messenger RNA. RefSeq lists its product as uncharacterized. The record is from RefSeq and is a predicted model, not a curated record. The transcript has a single exon. NCBI's taxonomy places the organism in Eukaryota, Fungi, Ascomycota, Sordariomycetes, Xylariales, Hypoxylaceae. Gene Ontology annotation, molecular function: oxidoreductase activity. Bases 276 to 629 code for a protein of 117 amino acids.